AUGAUGCCCGUCAAAUGGCCCUCCAGGUCAAAGCAGGCUAAUCUGCGGUACAUGGUUGACGCAGAAGCUUGGAAGCUAAUGCAUGGCCGUGACAAUGACCCAACAACCCAAAGCGAACUCAGCAGUGAAGAGUUGGAGAAUGAUGAGCCUCCAGGUGGUGCAUUCACGCUCAUGCUGCCUCCAACUAUCAAGGGUUAUGGCUUUCACAACAAGAAAUGGAAUACACUGCUGGUGGAACAUAUACAGGAUAUCAAAUGGAACAGUGGAGUCUUCGAGAACCGACUGGUUCUCCAGGAAGACAAGAAAGAGCUGGUAAAAGCCCUAGUCACGGUCCACAUUGAGAAGAGCCGUGAGAUCAAGACCGACUUCAUGGACGGAAAGGGUGAAGGUCUUAUCAUACUGCUUCAUGGCGGACCAGGUACUGGCAAGACCCUCACCGCGGAAAGUAUUGCCGAACUCGUUCAUCGUCCUCUUUAUAGGGUGACUUGUGGAGAUAUUGGGACAGAUGCCGAAAGCGUCGAGAAGUAUCUUGAGUCGGCCUUGUUCAUCGGAAACACCUGGGACUGUGUGGUCCUACUGGAUGAAGCAGACGUGUUUCUCGAAGAGAGAACGAAGAUGGAUCUUCAACGCAACGCGCUGGUCUCCGUGUUCCUACGCGUGCUAGAGUACUACGAUGGUAUCUUGAUCUUGACGACAAACCGCAUCGGUACCUUCGAUGAAGCAUUCAAGUCACGCAUACAGCUCGCGCUCCACUACCCGCCGCUGAACAGAGAUGGCCGUUGGGAAGUCUGGAGGAACUUUGUCAAGUCAUUGUCGGAGGCUGGUGAGAACAUCAACACCGAAGAAAUAACCAACAAGCUCGAUAUCCUCGCCCGACACAAACUGAACGGUCGCCAGAUUAGGAACACGAUCAACACAGCUCGCCAGCUGGCGCUGUACAAAAAGGACUCACUGCGCUACGCGCAUGUAGACCAGGCUGUCCGGGUUGUCAACGAGUUUGAGAAGUACGUGACCGACGUACACGGUCAUGACGAUGAGGAAUAUGCGCGAGAUCAAGGCUUGAGGAACGAUGAUGCUUUGCAGGUAGACUGA
Molecule: messenger RNA, 1092 nt
Organism: Alternaria metachromatica
Lineage: Eukaryota; Fungi; Ascomycota; Dothideomycetes; Pleosporales; Pleosporaceae
Exons: 3
Coding region: 1-1092 (363 amino acids)
Molecular function (GO): ATP hydrolysis activity; ATP binding
Source: RefSeq, a predicted model, not a curated record